AUGGGACAGGGUGUUCAACCGAGACGCGGAGUUUCGCAGCGCGGGGGGCCGCCGCCUGUCGAUUCAGCCACAUCAAUUCAAAAUGCACCACAUAUGCGUCUGUCGCCACAACAGGAAUUACCUCUUCGUAUAGUAAUCGACUCAAAACACGUUGGUGCGAUUAUUGGAACGGGCGGCAAUAAUGUUAGAGAAAUCACAAAAGAAUCGAAAGCCCGCGUUGUUGUUGACGUGCAACGCACAGUUAAAGAUCAACAGGGACACAGUGAGAAAAUAAUCUCAAUACUUGGCCACUUGGAGAAUUGCUCAAAAGCAUGUGUCAAAAUUCUAGAAGUUGUUCAGCGUGAAAAUGAAAAAGACGAAACUAGGGACAACAGUGAAGUUGAACUGAAAAUCAGAGCUCAUAAUCAGCUUGUGGGACGUCUGAUUGGAAAGCAAGGCGCAACUAUCAAGAGAAUUAUGCAGGACACUGGGACAACGAUCUUCGUUUCAAACGAACAAGCGUCACGAGCCGCUGAACUCUCUUCCAUGGGUGGUUUGAUGCCGCCCUUUCCCGAUGCAGUUCUUACGAUGGAGCGUACGAUUACUGUGAAAGGGCCAAGUAUAGAAGUGGUGUCUGCCGCUGAACAAAAGAUCUCUGCUAGGUUACGACAAAGUUACGAGACAGAUCUCCAGCACAGAAUGUCCUUUACCGGUAUUCCCGCAAUGCCUGGCAUGAUUCACCCGAUUGGUGAUGCUUACGCGGCAUUGGCGGCUUCUACAAUGCGUCCUAUUGGUGGACCAAUGUGUGGCGUUGGUGGACGCGUAGAUGUUUCUAAAACCACUCGGAUGUGGGUUCCUAAUUCCAUGGUUGGAGCUAUUAUCGGCAGUAAGGGUGGUAACAUACGCAAUAUUAUUCGAAAUUCGGGUGCAAAUGUGCGAAUAGAAGGAGGCGGAGAGCGCAAAGAUGCUGAACGGAAAGAAGAACCAGAAAAGAAGGAAGAAGGUGCCGGUGACGCUCAAUCGCAUGGCGAAGGAGAAGAAAAAGCGCACACAGAAGCACCGCCAGCGGAAGAGAGGCGGAAUGAUGAUGGCGAACGCCUCGUUACGAUUACCGGCAAUGACGCACAGCAAUAUCGAGCCCAAUUCUUGAUAUUCAAUCGUGUUGCUGAACAGUCACAACAUUUGAUCGAUGAGGUUAAACUACGGACGGAAUUGACGGUUCCUUCUCGUUUAGUAGGCAGAAUAAUUGGUAAAGGUGGUCAAAACGUGCGAGAGUUGCAACGUAUCACAGGAGCCUCGGUAUACAAAUUUUUGAUGUAUUUAUACGUCAAAAUUCCUGAGGAUGAACCCAAAGUAGCUGAUCCUACCGCUCAAGAAGAAGCCAAAGAAGGUUCAUCAUCCCCCUCGCCAAAUGACAGUGGUACGGUAGUACGAAUCGUAGGAAAUUUCCUGGCCACUCAAAGCGUACAGGUCCGCAUAGGACAACUGAUAGCCGACUUCCAACGUGCGACCAACCUACAUGGUGAUAGGCGCAAGGAAGAGCCCCAAGGUUAG
Messenger RNA from Cooperia oncophora, 1533 nucleotides. Lineage: Eukaryota; Metazoa; Nematoda; Chromadorea; Rhabditida; Trichostrongylidae. The record is from the annotation of a GenBank genome assembly.